Messenger RNA from Blepharisma stoltei, 282 nucleotides. The record is from the annotation of a GenBank genome assembly. Lineage: Eukaryota; Ciliophora; Heterotrichea; Heterotrichida; Blepharismidae.
AUGGAAGUGGAUGAACCUCAAACACACACAAAUAUAAUGAGAAAUGAUUAUUUCUUAUUUCGAUUGUCCAUCAGCACUUUGGGCAAUUUUUGUCACUGGGAAUUAUUGCUCCUGCACACAAGACAAAAUUUUAUUUUCAAUUUUAUUAAAAUGUAUAUAUUGAUACCUAUUUUUUUCGGAAAAAUCGUGCUGAGAAAAAUUGCUAGAAGGGCUAGAGUAAAACAGACGCUGUUUUUGCACAUCACUCUCAAGUUUCUACAAUAUGUGAAGUGCUCAGUUUAA